Rotaria socialis is the source of this 1035-nucleotide messenger RNA. Lineage: Eukaryota; Metazoa; Rotifera; Eurotatoria; Philodinida; Philodinidae. The record is from the annotation of a GenBank genome assembly.
AUGACCGACAGUAAACGCAAAUCAUUUGAAGAUUCGCUCCCUAUAGCAACCAACAAACUAACCACUGCAAAAUUUCCCGAACAAUUGGAAACCUACCGUAAUGAACUUCAUCGUGAAUUAGCUAUGCAAUGGCCAUUUCGCAAUGAUAUACCGGAUUCUAAAUCCAUUGCUCAUACUGUGACCCGCGAUGGUAAUAAAUCAACUUUGACAUUCGACGAUAAAGAUAUUCCACAUAGUCGAUCGAAUAAUUUAACAUCAACAAAUUCUACUGCGCUAAUUGGUAAAAAAUCCGAAACACUCAAUCGUAUAGUACCACCAACUGAUAGUCAAUUUUCUCUUGAUGAACAUCAACAAAAUAUUGAAUGGAAUUUAAAAGCACAAGAAGGCAUUGUAACUUAUCAAUUGCCUGAUGGUCUGCCCGAUGGAGUUGCCCUACAAACUAAACUUCAGAAAUUAAUGAAAACAAAUACAAUAUUUUUAAACGAUAGGAAGUUUUGGACUACAUUAGAAAAUCGAUUUAAAAAAUUAAGAAAACAAAAUUUUCAAGAAAAUAUGGAACGCCUACGUAAAAUGCAACAACAAUAUGAACAAGAACUGAUUUCAAAAGGUAUAUUGCCACAUACAACUGAAGAAGCUAUUCGACAAUAUGCAGAACAACAACGAACACAAAUAAAACCGGACAAAACUAUUACGAACAAUUCAAAUAAUAAAAAAUGUUUAUUCGAUUUAAUUCCGUCAAAUAAAGAAGCCGACUCUAAUCUAUUGAAUCGAAAUGAAGAAUUCGAAGCAUUUGAAACGGAUAAUGUUCAUCCACGUUUUCAUGAUAUUUUUACAGAUUAUAAAUUUCAAACAAAAUUAGGAAAAGAUAUCAGAGAAAAAUUUCAAGAUGAUUUAGUCAAAACUCAAACACGAAUAAAAACAAUCUUUCCAAAAACAAAUCAACAAGAUCUUAUUCGACAAGAUUUAGACAUUGUUAAAACAAGCGAAGGACUUUAUGCUUAUUCAAAUCGUUUGGCAAAACGAACAUCGAAAUAA